UGUCUUGCACAAUCUUACUCAUUAUCAGUCCUAACUAUUAUGGUGUUUAUAACAAAACCCCAUGAAGAAGCAUGUGUUCACUAUUACAUUUUUGUUUUCAAAUGUGAUUUUGGGGGAAGGAUACCACCUCAAUCUGUGAUUUUGUCAAGGUGUUAACAAACAUUGUGGCACAUUGGCUCAUCACAUGAUUCCUUUACCUUGACACAUAGCAGUGUAAGAAACAGACUGAAUGCACUAUUUAUGGUUAAACAUGGGCGUGUACAGGGCGGGAUAUGAAGCUGAUUCAUGUACGCACAUCUUGCAGGUAAUCUGUGAUUUAUAAAGGGAACAAUGCUUACAGGUGUGCCUACACACGGUUUUAUAAGUAAAUUUUUUUUUUUGACGUACACCAUUUUUUGCUUUUGGGCGCAUGUUAACUUUUAGUAAGGAUCCUACACAGUUUUAUAAAUGAGACCCUCAGCUAGUAGUAGGUGAUCCAGCCUAUCCACUACUGCCUUGGCUCAUCAAAGGUUAUUCUUGACCUAAUUGGUCAGAAGAACACAAAACAUUUAACUCUUACUUGAAUGGAUGUAGAGUUAAGGUGGAGCACACGAUCGAGUACCUGAACGGAAGGUGAAGCAUCCUAGCCAAACGGUUAGACAUUAAACUUUUCUUUAUGCUUUCCUUUGAUUUAAGUUUGUUUAAUAUGAUGUCAAAAUUGCAAAUAAAAUCUUAUUCACAAAAUACACGAUUUGUCUCUAUUUCCUCCUCCUGGUGUGUGUUUUCUACACUCUAAACUAUAGUCUAACUUUAUAAAAGACUGAUAACCACAACAGCAGUGUCCUUGUGGUUUUCAUUGUAUGACAAUAUGCAAAAAACAUACAACAGACAAAGUUUGCAUUGAAGAUGAAAUAUGGUCUAUGAAAAUUAAUAUUUAUAACAAUAAAAACAUUGAGUGUGAUGCCCAGAGCUGUGAAUAAACAAAGUGGUUUAAGCAAAUUGAAUUAUUAUAUAAAACCCCUUCGCAUUCCUGUUUCAUGAGAAACAAUUCAUUUUAAAUCAUGUUUCUAAGUCGCAUUUACACUUUCCUUGUGGCCUUUACUACUUCUAUCUUUUUCGAAGUUUCUUGUUCAUCAUCUGAGUUCAGUUUAGAUGGAGAUUACUUAUUGGGUGGACUUUUUCCAGUACAUGAAGCUGAACAUGCAGCACCCCUGUUCUCCCCGGAGGCCAUUGAAUGUUUUAGGUAAGCAAAAAAAUAUUUUAUUUAUCAGAUUUAUUUAACAAGCUUAUUAUCUAAAUGAAUGUUACACCUUUAAAGCUGGCGUUUUUUAAAGUAAUGUUUCUGAGACCACAUUUAACUGCAGUUAUCUACAUUACAAAUAUUUUCUACUAUAGGCAAACUUUCUCAGACCCAGGCUAUCAGAUGUUUCAAGUCAUGAGGUUUGCUGUUGAGGAGAUUAAUAACUCAAGCACCCUGCUGCCCAAUGUCUCUCUGGGUUAUGAAGUUUUUGAUUAUUGUUCUGACACUAAGAAUUUCCCUUCAGUCUUCAGUUUUAUCUCACAGAACGGCUCAAUAAAUCCUCAAGAAAAACUCAACAGCCAUCAGACUAAAGUCAUUGCUUCAACAGGACCUUAUGGAAACACAAGAACGAUUAAUAUUGCACCACUGAUCACAAUGGACCUUAUACCACUGGUUAAUUAUGGAGCUACCAGCUAUACAUUGAGUGAUAAACUUCAGUAUCCAUCUUUUAUAAGAACAAUCCCUAGCAACAAAGACUUGAUACAGAUGAUUAUUCACAUCAUCCGGUGGUUUGGAUGGAACUGGAUUGCUUUUCUUGGAGAUCCAGACAGUGAAGAAGGCCUUCAACUGUUUAACAAUUAUAUCAGAAAUACUGGCAUUUGUUUGGCUUAUCAAGAGAUUCUUAGUCAAAGUGCAAACUACAGUCUAACUCUUAAAAAAAUUGAUAAGCUCAACAUUAAUGUCAUUGUGGUUUUCACUGUGUCACAAUAUGCAAAAAAUAUAAUCAAAACAGCCAUAACAAAGAACAUCCGAGACAAAGUUUGGAUUGCAGAUGAAACAUGGUCCAUGAAUCAGCAGCUUCUUAAAGAGCCAGGAAUUGAGAAAAUUGGAACAAUUAUUGGCAUUACAGAGAGAUUUUUGUCAUUGCCAGGAUUUAAUGAAUUCAUUUAUAAAACCAAAGAAACAACUGAGGUUUAUCCUAAUGAUAACACUGAGAGUGAAAUCCACACAAAGACAUGUAAUCAAGAAUGUGACAACUGCUCAUUGGUGACUGCAGAGGAAAUUAUAAAUGAAGAUCCCACAUUCUCUAUUUCCAUCUACGCUGCCAUAUACACCAUAGCUCAUGCAUUACAUAAAGUUCUGCACUGCAACAUAACCCAAUGCAACAAAAAUACAACAGUUAAGCCGUACAUGCUUCUAGGAGAAAUUAAGAAAUUGGAUUUUCCGCUCAAUGGCCGUCAGGUGAAAUAUGAUGAUAAUGGUGAUCCAGCUGUCAGUUACGCUGUUGUGAUCUGGAACACUGAAACAAAUCCUCCAUCGAUUGAGAUGGUUGGCACUUAUGACACGUAUCCAAAAUUUAAUUUUACCAUCGACAACUCACUCAUGUCCUGGCGUAACAAUACUUCUGUUCCUUUCUCAAACUGCUCUGUUGAGUGUAAGGAGGGAUUUUCAAGAGAACAAGUGGGAUAUCAUCAUUGCUGCUUUCUGUGUAAAAAAUGUCCACAAAACAGCUAUGUGAAUUAUUCUCGUAAGUACAUUAACUAG
Messenger RNA from Misgurnus anguillicaudatus (oriental weatherfish), 2764 nucleotides. Its product is annotated as taste receptor type 1 member 1-like. The record is from RefSeq and is a predicted model, not a curated record. Gene Ontology annotation, cellular component: plasma membrane. Lineage: Eukaryota; Metazoa; Chordata; Actinopteri; Cypriniformes; Cobitidae. Gene Ontology annotation, biological process: G protein-coupled receptor signaling pathway. Gene Ontology annotation, molecular function: G protein-coupled receptor activity.